CAAGUGUUUCUUCCCCUUCAAAAUGCAGGAGGACCAUUUAAGGGAAUCUGAUAUUUUAACCUCUCCGUUUCUGACAACACAAUCAACUUUGAAUUUUUCGCACUGUUCUGAAAAUGCCACUAUCUGCAAAGGCACAUCCUGCAUACAGCCCACAGAUGAUUUCAACCAAGUUUUGAGUGUAGUCUUAAGUACCGUCCUGUCUGUUAUGCUGGCACUAGUGAUGUUCUCCAUGGGCUGCAAUGUGGAACUGAAGAAAUUUUUAGGACACAUAAAAAGACCAUGGGGUAUCAUUGUGGGUGUCCUUUGCCAGUUUGGAAUCAUGCCUCUCUUGGGUUUCACACUGGCAUAUGCUUUUGAUGUGCUUCCAAUUCAAGCUGUUACAGUAAUCAUCAUAGGAUGUUGUCCUGGUGGAGCAUUUUCUAACAUUUUGGCUUACUGGGUGGAUGGUGACAUGGAUCUAAGCGUCAGUAUGACAACAUGCUCAACUCUGCUGGCCAUGGGAAUGAUGCCCCUUUGUGUCUUCAUCUACACCAGGAUCUGGACGGACUUCAACUCCGUUUACAUCCCCUAUGACAACAUUGGAAUUUCAUUGGUUGCACUUGUCAUUCCUGUUUCCUUUGGGAUAUUUUUUAAGCAUCGAUGGCCCAAACUAGCUAAAAUUAUACUUAAGGUUGGUUCCGUUAGUGGUGCUAUUCUCAUAGUGGUCACAGCUGUGGUUGGAGGAAUAUUAUACCAAAGUUCCUGGACAAUUACUCCUCAGCUCUGGAUUGUGGGAACUAUCUUCCCAGCUGCUGGUUAUUCCUUAGGAUUUUUUUUGGCUCGUAUAGCUGGCCAGUCCUGGAACAGAUGUCGUACGGUUGCUCUAGAAACGGGACUGCAGAACACUCAGCUGUGUACCACUAUUGUGCAACUCUCCUUCAGUCAGGAACAACUGUCACUGAUGUUUACUUUCCCACUCAUCUAUGCCAUUUUCCAGAUUGUUUUUGCAGCAAUAAUUUUGGGAGGCUACCUGGUAUACAAAAGGCAUUUUGCUGAUCGAAAGAACGAUUGGAUAAAGAAAGAAAAUGGAGCUGAAUUGAGGUCUGAGUCAACAUAUGCGACAACAAAUGGAGGGUUUAAGAUGGAGGAAGGAAAAGAAGAGAACCACAUGACAGGGAUGGCGAAUGGAAAAGCAUAAGAAGUGCACAAUUCUAAUGACAUCUUACUAGAAUGCAAGGGAUGUGAAACAAGCAGGCUAUAUUCCAAGAAUGGAAGACCCAGGAACAUGCGGUUGAGUGGUGCUUCUUAGCCAACACAUGGAAAAGAUCAAUUUUCCUAAUACUAGAUGCUGUGAUUGAAUGUAACAUUAUUGCUCUCUGUAUUCUACUGCAAAUAUAUGUCUGGCCAACACUGCUUCAAUGAAGGAUUCUAAGCACUAGGUAUAAGACUUUUCUCCAUGACGAAUAAAAAGGAAACACC
Messenger RNA from Python bivittatus (Burmese python), 1458 nucleotides. RefSeq names its product solute carrier family 10 member 2 (gene SLC10A2). Gene Ontology annotation, biological process: bile acid and bile salt transport. The record is from RefSeq and is a predicted model, not a curated record. Gene Ontology annotation, molecular function: bile acid:sodium symporter activity. Gene Ontology annotation, cellular component: apical plasma membrane. Lineage: Eukaryota; Metazoa; Chordata; Lepidosauria; Squamata; Pythonidae.